Molecule: messenger RNA, 1655 nt
Organism: Cyprinodon tularosa
Lineage: Eukaryota; Metazoa; Chordata; Actinopteri; Cyprinodontiformes; Cyprinodontidae
Product: procathepsin L-like
Exons: 7
Coding region: 35-1033 (332 amino acids)
Biological process (GO): immune response
Cellular component (GO): lysosome
Molecular function (GO): cysteine-type endopeptidase activity
Source: RefSeq, a predicted model, not a curated record
AAUAUGUUUUCACCUUUUAAGGAAGAUCAGAACAAUGCUGCAUUUAGUCGUAACGACGUUCCACGUGACUGCAGUCCUGGGGGCCCCGAGACGAGACCCACAGCUGGAUCAGCACUGGGAGCUGUGGAUGGACCGUUACAAUAAAACAUACCAUGAGAAAGAGGAAGGCUGGAGACGAAUGGUUUGGGAAAAGAACCUGAAAAAGAUUGAGUUGCACAACCUGGAGCACUCCAUGGGCAAACACAGCUACCGGCUGGGUAUAAACCAUUUUGCAGACAUGACUAAGGAGGAGUUCAAGCAGAUCAUGAAUGGCUACAAACCAAAGGCAGAGGAGAAGGCUAACGGGACUUUUUUCAAGAAACCCAGCUUCCAGAAGGUCCCUGAUUCUGUAGAUUGGAGACAAGAGGGCUAUGUUACACCAGUUAAAGACCAGGGUCAGUGCGCCUCCUGUUGGGCUUUCAGCGCCACUGGCUCUCUAGAGGGGCAGCUGUUCAGGGCGACUCGCAGACUGGUUUCCCUGAGCGAGCAGAACCUGAUGGACUGCUCUAGAUCUCUAGGCAACCAUGGAUGUGACGGUGGUUUAGCAAAGAAGGCCUUUGAGUAUGUUUACACAAACGGUGGGCUGAACUCUGAAGCAUCGUACCCGUACCUGGCAAAGGACAACCCCCAAUGUUUCUAUAAUGAGUCCUACAAUGCGAUCACCAUUGAUGGGUACGCCUACAUCCCCAGUGGGAGUGAAGAAGACCUGAUGGAGGCUGUAGCCACCAUGGGGCCUAUUUCUGUGGCUAUAGAUGCCAGCCGUGAUUCCUUCCAGUUUUACCAGUCAGGCAUCUACUAUGAGGAGGAUUGUAGUAAAGAAGAGCUCAACCAUGCCGUCCUUUUGGUGGGUUACGGCUAUUCUGAUCAAAAUUACUGGAUUGUUAAAAACAGCUGGAGUGAAAACUGGGGCAACAAUGGUUACAUCUACAUGGCUAAGGACAGAAACAACAACUGUGGCAUUGCAACAGAUGCUACUUUACCAAUUAUCCUUUGAGCAAUAUUCCAUGUGACUCCCUGCAGCUUUUUCUGCAGGAAGUGAGACAAAGAAGGAGAUUAAAUUCUCAAAGUUUAGCUUAUUAGGCAGUGCAAUGAUUUAGGCAAACAGACUCAUAUUAUUUAUGUACGUAAUUGAUAAAAUAUAUAUGCUGCUGCUUGUUUACAAACAUUUUCUGGUUUCAUUAUUAUUUUCAGAGGUUACAGAAAGUAAUAAAGGACCUAAAACCAUUUGGUGUGUGAGAUCCUUUAUGAACAUGAAGCAUCAUAUAGCAAAUAUCCUCCAGAAAACAGGCCUUAUAGUUGACUCUCUACCCACUGUGAACCUAAUACUUAACCCUAAACUCUUUUUUAAACUUUAACAUCCUUUUAUCGUUUAGAUGGAUAUAACAAGACAAGACUUCAAGCACAAAAGCUGGUCUGCAUCUGUAGGAAAGAUUUCAUGUCUGUAGGGCCACCAAAGACUCCUCCAUUGCUUACUAUUCAGGGUAUCAACACUUAUAACACGCCCUUUCUAAAAUAUAAAAUAACAUAUAAAAAAUUAAUAAAUUAUUAAUUUUUUAAAUACCGGUAAUUAUAUUUUUGUUCAGUUUUCAUUUACUUGCAUAAACUACUAUCUGGAU